AUGUCUAGUGAGAACGGUGCAGCUGAAUUAGCGUGUCCGCGUCGCACUAAAAUACUGGUAGCUUUCCAUAACGAAGUUCCUAGGAAGGACGAAUUUUUGGCAAAGAUCUUCGAUUUAAAGACUUCAAAUGAUACUCAAAUACACCGAGAUAUCAAGUGGUCGACCAAAUAUUAUUCUGUAUCGAUUGAUAUUUACGUUGACUAUUUCGAUGAGCUAAAACGAUGGGUAGACGAAUUUUGUAGCCCAGAGUUUGAAGAACUCCGACAAGUUUUGGCCGGGUGCAUCUUUAUUGGGCCAUGCAGAGAUGAUGGUGAUAUCGCAGCUAUUUCGCAACUGGGCCAGAGUGGCGCGAUGGAUUGGGGUUUUGUGGCCGUCUUGGCAACUGAAAUUGGUGUCAACGAGCAAAGACAAGCAUCUCUGGAACAGGAUCUUUUGGCUAAUGGUGUUGAGAUCACCACGGUGGAUUCAGCACAGACGAGCCAGAAAAAUGAGUACGGAGAACUAGGUGGGAUUGACAGGAUCAAAGAGUUGAUAGACACUUUUGAGUGGCACCCAGAACUUUUGCACAGAACACACACGCGAGAGGAGACGUCGUCAAGUAGCAGCACCACCUCCGCUCCGAAGAUGGCGCUAGAGGACGUGAUGGAGAAAUUGCAUGAAGCACGAGUCAAGUUCCAAGAAAUGGAAUCAUCAGAGGAACGUGAAAGUUUUGCGCGUGAAAUGGCGAGCGAGAUCAGUCAGCUGUUGUGA
Molecule: messenger RNA, 750 nt
Organism: Lachancea meyersii CBS 8951
Lineage: Eukaryota; Fungi; Ascomycota; Saccharomycetes; Saccharomycetales; Saccharomycetaceae
Source: the annotation of a GenBank genome assembly